AUGAGCGGCCACUUUGACGACGAAGUCCCACUGGAGAGGGUCGAGAGGAAAGGCAGCAAGUCCCCCACGCUGCUCUCCUCCUAUUGCAUUGACAGCAUUCUGGGCCGCCGCAGCCCGUGUCGGGUCCGACUAAUAGGCGCGCUGCCCGGGAGAGGGGAGCUCGACAAGGCGACGGAGGGGUCGACCAAAGAGCUUUCUCUAACGGCUGACAUGCACCUGCCCCCGAAGUUGCGUCGCUUGUACGGCCCGGGAGGCAAGUUCCUCCAGGAGCAGGCGGACAAGCUGGAGCGCGAGCGGCUGCUCCUGGAAGGUGCCACCGAGAGCCUCAAGAUCAUCCAGGCUCCGCAGGUGAGCAUCAGCCGCAGCAAGUCGUACCGGGAGAACGCGUCCCUGAGCCGGGCCGAGGGCGAGCGCAGCCCCGGCGAGGGCUCGGAGGACGGCGGCGCCUCGGGCCUGGUGGAGCUCGGCGCCUUAAAGUUCGACGAGGACGCAGUGAAGACAGAGGAGGAAAGCUGCGGGGAGGCGACCGCCGGUCUGUCUCCCAAAGACGAGGAGAGGGAGAGCUUGAACGCCGGGGAUGGGGACGUGAGGGACGGGGAGGACAGCGUGUGUCUGUCGGCGGGCAGCGACUCCGAGGAGGGCAUGAUGAAGCGCAAGCAGAGACGAUAUAGGACUACCUUCACCAGUUACCAGCUGGAGGAGCUGGAGAGGGCUUUUCAAAAGACGCACUACCCCGACGUCUUCACCAGGGAGGAGCUCGCCAUGCGUUUGGAUCUGACCGAAGCCCGAGUGCAAGUGUGGUUUCAGAAUCGCAGGGCUAAGUGGAGGAAACGUGAAAAGGCGGGUGUGCAGGCUCACCCGCCCGGCCUGCCCUUCCCCGGCCCUCUAGCGGCAGGUCAUCCUCUCAGCCACUACCUGGAGGGUGCCCCCUUCCCACCACACCCGCAUCCCGCGCUAGAGUCGGCGUGGACGGCAGCCGCCGCCGCCGCCUUCCCCGGCCUCGCCCCUCCGCACCACAACGGCUCGGCGCCGACCCUCGCCACCCCGCUCGGCUUAGGCACUUUCCUGGGCACGGCGGCCAUGUUUCGCCACCCGGCUUUCAUCGGGCCCACUUUUGGCAGGCUCUUCUCCAGUAUGGGUCCUCUGACCAGUGCUUCCACCGCGGCGGCCCUCCUGCGACAGCCCGCCCCCCCGGUCGACAGCGCUCACGCGGGCCCCAUCCUCCCGGACCCGAACCCCUCUUCCGCCCCUUCGUCCGUAGCCGCGGCGGACCGCCGGGCCUCCAGUAUCGCCGCCCUGCGCCUCAAGGCCAAGGAACACUCGGCCCAGCUCACCCAGAUCAACAUCCUCCCUCCCGGCGCUGCAGGGAAGGAGGUGUGCUGA
Messenger RNA from Nerophis lumbriciformis (worm pipefish), 1383 nucleotides. NCBI's taxonomy places the organism in Eukaryota, Metazoa, Chordata, Actinopteri, Syngnathiformes, Syngnathidae. The record is from RefSeq and is a predicted model, not a curated record.